AGGUAAUUGUUCGCGAGAUCGGAAUAAACGUGUCUUCUGUAGGUGUGUCCUCUUCAUCAGCUUAGUUCGUGGUGAGGACAAAACAACCUUCUACGCCAUGGGCAGUAGUUGUUGCUGUCCGAAGAACAAAGAGGAUUCAUUCGAACAACUGUGCGAGUCGUCUAAUGCGUCUGAUAAUGAAACGAUAUCUACGGUCGAUGAUCAGGAUUCACAGGCCAAUAGAUCGACGUACGGAGCAACAACAACACCAAAGGCGGCAAUAUGGAAUAGAACGUCUGAUAAGGGAUCAAAGAGAAGGAAUGACGGAGGAAAGCAAACAAUACAAUUGCUUGAAGCUGAAAUAAAAAUGCUGCGGGACAGGAUUAAAGAAGAAGAGGUGAGGAUACAGGAUCUUACAACUGAGAAAGAAGACUUCAUACACGAAUUAGAUGAUUUGAGGACAAGGCUGAGUGCUGUGAUAAGUGCCCAGGUUACCGACUCAAACCCGAACAUUGCCGACCUAAGCGACCAAAACAGACCCACCAAACUGGCUGAAAGAUACUCGGAACUCUACGACAAUCAGUGGACUGAAUGUUACGAAGGGUUGACGAAAAAUCUGAACUGUAACGAGAAGGAGUCUAUAACAUGGAUAUUGGGGUUAUUUAUUAAUAUAUUCCAAGCAUGUGAGGAAAAAGCUACUAAGGAUUUGGAACAAUUAAGAGAAGUGUUGAAAGAGUUUCAGUCAGGUACAACAGAAACUUUGAAAACGCUGAAAGACAAGAGAAAGAAAUCUUCGAUGGUGCCCAAGGACCAGAUUACGACUAAAUUGGACGGUCGUUUUGCCGAGAAAAAACAAGAAAUCGCCAUAGCAGAGAAGUUUAUCAAUGAAAGCGUUGAGCUUUGCUGGCUUAUGGCUGUACAAGACCCACCAGUUUAUGUGGACAGUAACGUCAACAAACAUAAGCAACCUCUGGACAAAAACCUUUACAAGUACUACACACAGAAAGGCAAACUGGUUGACUAUGUCGUUUGGCCUGUGUUGUUUCUCAAGAAAGACGGUCCUUUGUUGUCAAAAGGCAUAGCACAGGGGUUUGUUGAUCAAAUGCAAAGUGAAGACCAACAAGCAAUGGUAGGAGGCAGUGGAGAAAAUACUGAAACAAUUGACACACACUUUUAGAGCCAAUGUGUUUGGAAUCAUUUUUUAAUAGAAAUGAAAUUGCAUUAAAUAUUCAUUAUUAUAAUUAUUAGUUUGUAUCUAUUUGUAUUUCACUGAUUCUUUUACAAAAGCGUUCUAUUAUCUUUGCUAACACAUUAGUAUCAAUGUAUUCGAAAUCAUGAUGUUAAACUGAUUUUGUGUUUAUUUUAAAUAUCAUUUAAGUUGUGUUAGUUUAGAGAUGUAUUCUUUAAGAGAAGAAAACGUUCAUGCGUAAGGAAAUAUCGUUGUUAUACAAUGACAUUCCAUAUUUAUCAAUCAUGGAAAAUUAAUAAUGUGUACAAUAUUCGAAUUAAAGGUUGCGAUUAGAUUGAAACAAAUUUCUAACAUAAUGCAUAUUGUAAGAGCAAUGGCUGACAUUAAUUUUAUAAUUUACUACUUGGGAAUUAAUUUCUUAAAAAAUGACUAUGAACUAUCUGAAGAAACCUAACACGAACUGAUGCCAUGAAGUGUUGUUUCAAAUGUGUGAACAUUAGGCAUGCGCUAACAAGCCUUGUUCGUUAUAUAAUUAAGUUCGUUAAACACAAUCCAGAUAAAAGGAGUAAGUUCGUACUAGGGAUAUAAGGGACCCUGGAUAUGAUGAUCACAUCUGAAAGAUCCCGAAAAGCUCAUUAUAUUCGGACUCGACUGUAUAUCUUUGGCUCUUGAUAUUGACGAACUAAAAACUACUGAUAAACAGAAAUUUGAUUUUCUUACAUCAAAAUUUAUAAUGUACUGCUAAUAUAAGUACAGUUCAGUGCAUAUUUCCGAAUUAUAUUUGUAUUACAUUGAUGUUUUACAAAAGCGACCUGUCAUCUUUGUUAACACAUUGGUGUAAAUAAUUCACCAUUAUGUGGUAUAAUAAAUUAUGAUUACCUAUUGUA
Molecule: messenger RNA, 2055 nt
Organism: Mya arenaria
Lineage: Eukaryota; Metazoa; Mollusca; Bivalvia; Myida; Myidae
Exons: 8
Coding region: 98-1156 (352 amino acids)
Source: RefSeq, a predicted model, not a curated record